This is a messenger RNA of Eruca vesicaria subsp. sativa (arugula), 2504 nucleotides long. The record is from the annotation of a GenBank genome assembly. Lineage: Eukaryota; Viridiplantae; Streptophyta; Magnoliopsida; Brassicales; Brassicaceae.
GCAAAAUGUUCUUCAUUUAAAGAGAAAACGGAUCAAUUUUGUAGGGUUUUCUAUACAUUGCUUGUUCGAGAAGUUAUCCUUUGGUAUUAAGAAACAACGAGCUGUAUAGAUCCCCUGAGAUGUAUACUGUGAUCAAAAGGGUUUUGUGACAUUAAUUUUCAAACCUGGAAAAUGAUCACGGACGACCCUGAUAUUCGAGUUUUGUUUUUUGAUUUGUAAUUAGGAUUUUUUUUUUAGCAUAGUGUUGUUGUUUGUAAAAAAAAUACUUAAAAAUGGGUUGUGGAUUCCACUACUCUUACAUCAUCUUCUUGAUCAUUAGCCUUCAAGCUCCUCUCUCGUUUUCUAUCAAUUCCCAAGGAUACGCAUUGUUGAAGUUCCGGGCAAGAGUGAACUCGGAUCCUCAUGGAACUCUUGCAAACUGGAAUGUUUCUGGUAAUGAUCUCUGUUCUUGGUCAGGGGUGACUUGUGUUGACGGUAACGUGCAGAUUCUGGAUCUUAGCGGAUGUUCUUUGGAAGGAACAUUAGCUCCUGAGCUUAACCAACUAACUGAACUAAGAUCUCUGAUACUCUCCAAGAACCAUUUCUCUGGAGAGAUUCCAAAGGAGUAUGGGAGUUUCACAAAACUUGAAGUCUUGGAUUUGAGAGACAAUGAUUUAACCGGAACAAUACCACCUGAACUAACCAAAGUCUUAUCGCUAAAACACUUGCUGCUUUCUGGUAACAAAUUUCAAAGCGAUAUGAGUAUAAAGAGCCUGAGACUUUUUGCUGUUCUUGGCUGUGCAAAUAGAAAAUUUGGACACUGUUUUUCAAGAAACCAUAUCAUUCGAGUAAAAAAAGUUGAAGCAUUUGUAUUCCGUAUCAAAGCAACUUCAAGACGUUUCUUGAAAGCACUCCCACGGUUUUUGGACCAAACUGAUAUCUUCAAACGACGUGAGUUACUUGAGGAGACAAGUAACUUGGCGGCUGAGCCUGCUCCUAGUCCUUCUCCUGAGACUACAACUGAAGCCUCUCCUCGAAGCAGCGGAUCUUUCCCAGCAGUAACCAACGCAAAGAAGAGGGUACCACCUUUACUCCCUCCUCCACCUUCUCCUGAUGAGGACACUAGCUCUGACUCCUCCGAGAAUCAGCCACAAGAUAAUAAACAGUCAAAAGGAUCAAAACAUGUAUGGCUCUAUGUGGUUAUCUCGGUUGCUUCUUUCAUCGGUUUACUGAUUAUAGUAGCUGUCAUAAUCUUGUGCCAAAAAAGAGCUGUAAAGAGCAUAGGUCCUUGGAAAACUGGUCUUAGUGGACAACUACAGAAAGCUUUUGUCACCGGGGUACCAAAGCUGAAUAGGGCUGAGCUAGAAACAGCAUGUGAAGAUUUCAGCAACAUUAUUGAAGCGUUUGAUGGUUACACUGUGUAUAAAGGAACUUUAUCAAGUGGUGUUGAGAUAGCUGUUGCUUCAACCGCUGUUUUGGAGUCUAAAGAAUGGACUAGAGCCAUGGAAAUGGCAUACCGUAGAAAGAUUGAUGCACUUUCUCGGAUCAACCACAAGAACUUUGUGAAUCUGAUUGGAUACUGUGAAGAAGAUGAGCCUUUUAAUAGGAUGAUGGUCUUCGAAUAUGCUCCAAAUGGAACCCUUUUCGAACAUUUGCAUGAUAAGGAGAUGGAGCAUCUUGAUUGGAGCGCAAGGAUGAGAAUAAUAAUGGGAACUGCUUAUUGUCUCCAACAUAUGCAUGAGAUGAACCCUCCCAUGCCACAUUCUGACUUCAACUCGUCUGAAAUAUACCUAACCGAUGACUACGCAGCCAAGGUCUCGGAGAUACCUUUCAACUUAGAGGCGAGAUUAAAGCCGAAAAAGCACGUGAGUGGUGACUUAGAGCAAGCAUCAUUGCUACUACCUCCAGAACCUGAAACUAACGUCCAUAGCUUUGGACUCUUAAUGCUCGAAAUAAUCUCCGGAAAACUCUCAUUUUCAGAUGAAUAUGGAUCUAUCGAACAAUGGGCAUCAAAAUAUCUUGAAAACGACGAUUUAGGAGAGAUUAUAGAUCCAUCGUUAAAGACAUUCAAAGAAGAAGAGCUUGAAGUGAUAUGUGACGUGAUAAGAGAAUGUCUAAAACCAGACCAGAGACAUCGACCUUCAAUGAAAGAUGUAGCGGAACAACUAAAACAUGUUAUUAACAUAACUCCUGAAAAAGCUACUCCAAGAGCAUCGCCACUCUGGUGGGCUGAACUCGAGAUCUUAUCCUCUGAAGCAACUUGACCCUCAAUGAAAAUGCUCUUUCUCUUUUACGUUGUACCAAAUUUUAUUUUUCUUCUGGUUUCUUGUAUCGGUUUUUUUUUUUUGCAUACGAGCUUUUGGUUCUUGAUUCUUCACAUUGAGUUUGUUUUGAUUAGUGUUUGCUUCUCGAUGGAUUUGGUAUAUACGAGUUUCGAUAUGUGUUUGUAUAAUGAGGCAUAGUAUAGGCAUAUAUCGUAUUCACGUGUAUAUUUGUGAUGAAAUAUGUGUGAGUAUAGUUUUUCU